Messenger RNA from Myodes glareolus (Bank vole), 1554 nucleotides. It is a transcript of the gene Tsen34, whose product is annotated as tRNA splicing endonuclease subunit 34. Gene Ontology annotation, biological process: tRNA splicing, via endonucleolytic cleavage and ligation; tRNA-type intron splice site recognition and cleavage. The record is from RefSeq and is a predicted model, not a curated record. Gene Ontology annotation, cellular component: tRNA-intron endonuclease complex. Gene Ontology annotation, molecular function: tRNA-intron lyase activity; nucleic acid binding. NCBI's taxonomy places the organism in Eukaryota, Metazoa, Chordata, Mammalia, Rodentia, Cricetidae.
UAUACCGGGGCGGGGCCUACAAGACUCGGUAGGCACGGGGGUAGGCCCAACAGCGGUGACCCUCAAGGUCCCACAUUUGGAGACCCUGCGACCGUGAGAGCUCGCCUCAGGUUUUCAGCUCUGCUAACGUGACGGGAUGACGGGGACGCGCUACGUAGUGUCGGCUCCGCCUCUACUGAGACUGUUGGCUAGGAGUUGACUUACGGGCUCUGACCAAAGACAGUGCGACAGAGUGAAGAGAAGUUAAGACGUGCACUGCGUCCAGAAUUCAAUCGUGGGCGACAACUCCCCAAAUUGGGAGGAUGCUGGUGGUGGAGGUUGCUAAUGGCCGCUCGCUGGUGUGGGGAGCUGAGGCCGUGCAGGCGCUGCGGGAGCGCCUGGGAGUCGGGGGCCGCACGGUGGGCGCCCUGCCCCGCGGGCCCCGCCAGAACUCGCGCCUGGGCCUCCCGCUUCUGCUGUUGCCGGAGGAAGCCCGGCUCCUGGCCGAGAUAGGCGCCGUGACGCUCGUCAGCGCCCCGCGUCCGGAUCCCCGCAACCAUGGCUUGGCCCUAGCAUCGUUCAAACGCCAGCAAGAGCAGAGUUUCCAGGAGCAAAGCACUUUGGCAGCCGAGGCCCGUGAGACCCGGCGUCAGGAGCUCCUAGAGAAGAUCGUAGAGGGCCAGGCUGCCAAGAAGCAGAAGCUGGAACAGGAUUCAGGGGCGGAUGAAGGCCAAGAAGCCAGUGGAAGCGAAGCUACCCAAGGGAGUGAAACCAGUGAUGAUGGCCAGGCUUCUGCGGAGCAGGAGGGAGCAGACUCGUCAUCUCCCCCAGACUCUUCAUCUCCCCAACCAGGGCCUUCAAACGGGGUGACCCCCUUGCCCAGGUCAGCCCUGCUCAUCCAGCUGGCCACUGCCAGGCCUCGACCGGUAAAGGCUAAGCCUCUGGACUGGCGUGUGCAGUCCAAAGACUGGCCCCAUGCCGGCCGCCCUGCCCAUGAGCUGCGCUACAGCAUCUACCGAGACCUGUGGGAGAGAGGCUUCUUCCUCAGCGCAGCUGGGAAGUUUGGUGGUGACUUCCUGGUCUAUCCUGGUGACCCGCUGCGAUUCCACGCUCACUACAUUGCUCAGUGCUGGGCUGCUGAAGACCCCAUCCCACUUCAGGACCUGGUCUCUGCCGGCCGCCUGGGAACCAGCGUCAGAAAAACCCUGCUUCUCUGCUCCCCUCAGCCUGAUGGGAAGGUGGUCUACACCUCCCUACAGUGGGCUAGCCUGCAGUAAGCUGCAGACUGAGGGGGGUGUGUGGCUAUGUGUCCAAGAACCCUCCUAGAUGGUCAACUCCUCCUUCUCACUCUCCCCAUCUCCGCAUGGAGGCUUGUGUUCUCCCGCCUUGCCUGAUUGCAGAGUUUUGAACACUAAAUACUUCAGUUUUUUUUUUUUCUGUUUUAAGGCGCUUACUAGCUGUGUUGUUUUAUAUUUCUGUCUCCAAACUGUGAGCUUGUUCAGAGUUGAGACUGCUCUUAGUUGGCUUUUCUGUUUUCUAAAGGGCAGUUCUCAAUAAAUUUGUUGAAUAAAUGUU